ACCCUCUUCUCCCUCUUGCUCCUUUACCACCAGCUCUUCUAGCCCUUAUACCUUUCAGACCUCUCUCAUAGUCAUGGCACCCAAACCCGUUUCUACUGCCAGCAAGGCACCUGCUUCUAAAACUACUACUGCAUCCAAGGCACCGGCCAAGAGUGAGAAAAUCUCGGCCGCAAAGAAGACCAAGACCUCGACUGGGGCUGAUGGCGAGAAGAAAAAGCGUCGUAAGGCAAGGAAGGAGACUUACAGCAGUUACAUCUAUAAGGUCUUGAAGCAGGUGCACCCUGAUACGGGUAUCUCGAACAAGGCUAUGGCCAUCCUCAACUCGUUCGUCAACGAUAUCUUCGAGCGUAUUGCCACUGAGGCAUCUAAGCUCGCGUCGUACUCCAAGAAGUCGACGAUCUCAUCGCGAGAGAUCCAGACCAGUGUCCGACUGAUUCUUCCUGGAGAGCUUGCCAAGCAUGCCAUCUCGGAAGGCACCAAGUCUGUCACCAAGUUCUCUUCAGCCCAGAAAUAGGCUCUGAUUUACGCUCAUGCUUCCAUCCAUCUUUGAGCCAUAUAUCCACCUGUACUUGUAGCAUACGUAUAAUCGGUGUAUGAUAUGUAUAUUGUCUAUACAAUACCACAAUAGACAUGCUGGAACACUCAG
Molecule: messenger RNA, 646 nt
Organism: Somion occarium
Lineage: Eukaryota; Fungi; Basidiomycota; Agaricomycetes; Polyporales; Cerrenaceae
Source: the annotation of a GenBank genome assembly